GAUAAAUACUUCUUGGCUCUACAGAGUAAAUGCAAAUGGACCAUCUGGAGAUUGAGGAGAAGUACGCAUGCGUGUGACGUCAUCGUUCUAAUAAUAGUCACAGGAAACCGCUACAAGAAAGAAAGUGGCUGAAAUCUGGCGCAAGUAGAGGCUCGGAACAUGAUGGGGAAGUGGAGAUUAUUGUGAUUUGCAGUUGAGAAGACACCUUUGAAGUAGCAGCAGCGCAGUCUGGACUAAUAUCAAGAUGGAGGAGCCUGCACCAAACCUACCCAUGACUUCUCCAGGGCGGCCAACAGAAUUCAUUCAAACCACGCCCAGAAGAUCGUCCAAAAGUCCAGACCGUAUACGAAACAUUAGCGUGAAUUAUAAAGAAAUGCAUACGAUCGAGGCAGAGGACCUACCCCAGAAUGUACGGAAAGCCUCUGAGGCUUACGAAAAUAAAGUGGCUGAUGAGUCUGGUAGAUCAGCCAAAGAGUGCAAAGUUAAACCACUGCCACAGAACGCUUUUACAAAAUUCUCAAAUGACAGUCCCUCGUGUAGUCCACCUGCCAUGAGGCGCUCUCGAAGCCCUGUCAAGAUCUGGGAGUCAACUCUCCCCCCUUUCGAUGCUCCUCUUUACGGAAGCGCAGGAACACGAUCGAGAUCCCGCUCACGCAGCCCAACGUUCGGCCGCGUCAUCGACCCGAACCAAAGCAGAGGAAACUCGAGAAAAACAAGCCUCUCCUCGUCUAUAGCAUCAGAUGAUGUUAGAUUGAUCCGUGUGGCCAGUCCAGAAACCCCUGUGGCAACAGGUGGGAAUGAACGCGGGCGAUCAGUUAGGAAAGAGAGAGCUGUCUUAAAGGAAAUUAAAGUGGAAAGAAGAAAGUUACUGAUAGCUCAGGAGGCUGCGCGUAUCCCUAGUUUGAUUGCUCCUUAUACCGGUAGCCCCGAUUCUGCAUCGGACGACCAGGGUAACUCCAAAAGUAACCAGUCCACACCCAACAAUCAUAGUAAUACUACAAGUCCAGUGGCCCAACCAGUGGCUGCCACAUCCCCACAGCCCAAAGAUGCUUCCGCUCCCAACCAACAAAGACUCCCCAAAGACAAAGAGCAGGCCAAACAGGAGCAGAAUGUCCCUCCGCCCAAAGUGGACCAACCGCCUCCCCGUGAAAACUUGUUUCGACGAAUGGUCAGAUAUCUUAGUCCUUGGAGAAGGUCGUCAGAUAGACAGAACGGGUCCUCAAGACGUGCUUCUGACAAACAAAACACGAACUCUAACAAUAGUAAUACUGCUAAAGUUAGUGGAGAUGCUUCCCAGGCUAACACGCCUGCCAAGGAUGGGAAGAAAGUUUCAUCCCCUUCAAACCAGCAGGGAUCAAAAUCAAAUGAGAAGGAGAAUCUAAAGCAGCAGUCGUCAACGGGAAAAACGAGAGGCGGGUCUCAGGGCGGAAGCACGGGGAAGUCGUCGCGGCAGAAGGGUAGCAGCUCGGACCGUUCCCAGUCCCGAUCCCCCAGCCGAGGAAAGCAGGGCGAUACGCCGUCUCGAACCAGACAGGUCAGCCCGCCUGGUGACCAGGUCAAAGUCCGCCGAGAUCCGCCUGUAAAGUAUCGAACGGAUCCGCCUAGACACAGGAAGCAGGAUGCAGCGAUGGCCAGGAGGUCCGACCCGCACCGCUCGUCCUGUGAGCACAAGUCCCGAGACAGGCACCAUGGGAAGCACGUGGUCAAGCCGCAGCCCCCGGAAGUGAACCAGGGCGAUCUGGUGAACGGUAAUGUCAUCGUGGACAGGAAGCCGGAGAAGGAACGGUGGACGUGGAUCCCCAAAAUUCCCGACAGUCCCGCCCAGGAUUGGGGUCCAGCUUUACCGAAGUCCUCACCCAGCCCAGAUCUGGAGCACGAAUGUGUGGGGAGGAGGGAGAAUCUCAUGGGCUCUUCCAUGGAGAGCUUCAAUUCCUCCAUUAACGAUGUACCCAUGGAUCCCACCUCGCGUUAUCUGAACAUUUGUGGUCUGUCAGAGUUCUGGCAGAAGACGGUCCUCGAUCAAGAAGACAAUUUAGCUCCUGGACAGUCAGUUUCUGCGCAGGAUAUUCAUAUGCGACACAAGGCAGUAGAAACCAGGGCACGUGCAGAGAGCGAGGAAAAUGUGCGUUGUAAGAAAGGAAAGCUAAGACGAUCGCCCCAACCAGAAGAUCUUAAGAAAAUGUCCCAGUCAGCACCAUCCUUGAAUGAACUUAAGAAAAAAGCCGCCAAAUACAAAGUAGAAUUAACACUGAGUCCGAAUGCAUCUGUUCAGGACUUGAACGAAAAUGUUGUUCUAGAGACAGACACAGGGACAAUCGAAUUGCCAAAAGAAACCGUGCUUGGCAGCCAAAAGGAAAACAGAACGGGGGAAAUCAACGAAAUGAGGAACCGACUCCUGGUUUCAGCCAUCAGUGGAAAAGACAACCUCGCUGAUGCAAUGAUGGAAUUUCGCAAUAGAACCAACAGCUAUCUAAUGGCAAUAGAAAACUCACCUCUAGGCUCAGCCGGAAUGGCCAACCGCGAAGUCUUCUUUCCUGCUGAUAAAUCUCCUAAGUCGGUCACACGACCGCAAACCAUCAACAACCAUUCCAUACCUAGCAUAGCAGAAAGCAACGAGGAGGAAACAAUGACACCAACGAAACCAAAAGCCCUUGAUAACGUGAAAGAAGAAGAAACGAUACCCGAUAAUGUCCCCGCAAGGGAGAAUUCCGAAACCACGAAUGUAACAAAUACCAGGGUUCAGAAGCGACCAAGCCAGGAUGAGGACAACCCCACAGCUGACCUGAAGAAGAGACUGGGUCAUGUCGGAAAAGAGCAGUGCGAACAGCUGAUCGUGGAGGGGAUCGUGAAGAGAUUGGACGAGAAGGAUUGCGGGAUCGAAGACGAGAUCUCAGCUGGGGUCAUCCAGCAGUUAGGAACAGAGGAGUUAGGGAAAGAGGAGGCUGAGAGCAGAGUGCAGAAGAGUGACCAGGAGAGCAGAGAUGGGAAGUACUACCUGGGAGUGAUGGACCUGGAGAAAGACAGGAUAAGCAAGCUGUGCGGACAGGCUGAGAAGGACCAGGAAGGAGAGGUGUCAGAGGAAGCUGAUGGCCUAUUGAGAGCAGCAGUGGGGAAGGCACAGCUUCUAGUGAACCAGAAGUUUAAACAGUUUGAGGGGCUUUGUCAACAGAACUUGAACCCAGUUGAUGGUGAGGGUGAUCAGUGUCUCACCACCUCAUCUGACCUGGCUGGCUUCUGGGACCUCGUCAAUAUACAGAUAGAAGAUGUGAACAGCAUGUUUGAGGAAAUUGCACUGCUGAGACAGAACGAGUGGAAAUUCCCGCCACCAACGUCCUCUAACGGUAAGGACGAGCUGAGUCCUUCCUCCUCCCGCGGAACAUCCACGCACUCCACCCCGGCAGCUUCCCCCAAACCUCGCAGAACGCGCCCCAAAACAGCCGGAGCCACGCGGAGCCCCAAAACCGGGGCGAAGUCUGCCGCCCGAGACGACGCCAGGAAAAGGCUGCUUGAAGCGAAGAGAGCUGCGGCUGCAAAGAAGAAAGCAAACAUGCAAGAAGACAACAAUGUGGAAAUCUUUCUUCCGGAAGCUUCAAACACUACACAUACGUAAGUGCACGCUGUGUGACAGCUGCGUGCUCAAUAUUUACGCAUUGCUGCGUUGUACAACAGCACAACAGCACUAAGCAGUAUUAGAUUAACUGUCAGGAGUUUGCCUUGGAAAACGGGAAGACUGUCAAAAUGGCAAGACUGUCAAGGCAUCUACUUUUCCCUGUUGCACACGUUGGUAAGAGGCUUCAAAAAUUUUCCAGGACAUUUUUUGCAGUACCAGAAAAAGUCCCAUGAUCCUCCUUCUGAUCUUGAUAUCAGGAUGCAUGCUGGGAAAUGCUGAUCUUACAAGCCUCUUGGAUUUUUUUGCAAGUAAUUGAAUUGUAUACAAUACUUUUUGUCACCAAGAACUUUUUGUUGCUCUUUUUAUAAAGAUUGUUUAUAGUGUUUUUAUUUUUUUUUAAUCAUAAAAAGACCUGUACAUUACAUUACAUUGAGCACUUUUGAAUGAAAAUUUAUGAUAAUGGUGAAAAAAAUUUCAUGAGGACAGAAUCAUUAAUAACUCAUGAGCCAAGAUUGUUCCAAACCCAGAUUGGACAGACUCUGGUUGGAUACAUGUAUGUACAGACCCAGCCUUAGUUCAUUCUACGUACAUGUAGCAAAGCUCUGGCCAUGAACUAGAAUCAAAGCUUGCAACUACAUAUAACAAGAGGUUGUACAAACCCUGGUUUGGAUCAUACUUACCCAGGCUGGGGUUGGAAAAGUAAAGGUUGAAAUCCAUUUGAGGUAUUUAAAAACCCAGUGAACCAUUUCCCAACUUUUCUUAUUCCCCAUAAUGUCAACUGAAAUGACUACAUUGAUGUCUACAUCUAUGUCUUCUCCAUGGCAGUAGCCAUUUGAUCAAUGACAGAGACAUUUUAACUUAUUGUGAUCUAUCCUUUUUUUAUUAAUCCCCUUUCCCACUGCCAUGUCACAGUGAUCACCAAGCUGGUCCAACCAGGUUCACAGACUUGUGUUCAUCCCUGUUUUAAGAGCUUAAGCCAGAAAUGUUCAGGAUUUUCCUCGGAAAGACUGUAUAGUGCGCAUUUGUGCAGUUCAUGUGUAUAUUGGCCACUGCCAAGAAUUGUAUUGAGUGAAACUGUCGCUAGUGGAGAUUGAUGAUUAGUGAAAAGAUUGCAUGGUGUAAAAAGAAUUCAGAAUCACUCAAUAGUCUGUCUAUACAGCUACAGUGCAGUAUUAUUACUCUAUUCUCUACUUCUAAUAUUAAGAUAUGCCAAAGCCAAAGUGUAGUACACAAUUUCAUUGUCAACUCAAAAUGCAGAAAAUUGUACAACCCAUAGUUUGUCUUGCCCAGGAAAGUUACUUUAUGUGGUAGCCUGUAUUUCAGGCUUUGUGGAUGGACUCUUUUUGGGGGGCUUAUCAAUUAUUGUGCUGUUUCCUGAUUGUAUAUCAGUUGUCUGAUCAGCUGUUAGAAGCCAGCUAAGGAGACUACCCAGUAAUGCUCUCAACAUUCAUUGAGGUUUGCCAAAUCAUACCUGUUUUACCUCAAGUUCAUUUAUUGUGUAAUAGUAUAUUACUCUAGUGCAUCAUCAUUAUAAUUAGCAUAUGCUUGAUAUCAGUAAAGCAAUCAUAGAACACCUGGGGUAGGUGCAAGGUAGUACCGGACUGGUGUAGUAUAGUGACAAGAGUAGGGAAAAUGUUAUGUGUUCCAUGCUUCAAAAUUUCAGAUUUUGUCCAGUGUUCGUUUUGGCUUGCAUUGAAACGUGCACACGUAUGAAAGGGGUCAUUUUGGGGUGAAACUGACAAUACAUUGAAGCAUGUUAGCAUCUAUAUCGUGUAUGCCUCCUGGACUUAAGUCAAACCUGUCUAAAGUGACUACCCAACAGAAUGGGUGUAUCUACAAUUUGUUGGGUUCAUGGCAAAUAUGCAAAUGUUUAACAUGUUAUCAUUGCAUUUAUGUAUUGAUGAUCACUCCAAGCAGUAAACCAGGGUUGUACAUUUUAAAGAAUUCUAGGCAGAAAGCCCUGUGGUUGUUUCAGCAUAUAGAGCACUGUUUCAGUCUUUUUUAAGUCAGUGAAUGUGACAAAUAUUUUAAGAUUCAAAAAAGCUCUUUCUCCUGAUGUUGCAAAGGAGGUAUUGUUGCAAAUGUCUGUACUGUACACUAUGUACUUAUCACUUUCAAUGUGCAAUUGUUUGUUAUAAUGUGAAUUGUCAUUUUCUGUAGUUUACCUCACUCUAUAGGAGUUUUUUUACAAGCGUUUUUGUGUUUUUGUAAGUAGUAAUUUAUUGUGGAAAGUCUAUUGCAGCAAUUUUUUACAUCCUAGUUUUUUAAGGUUUUGAAAUGUGUGCGAAACUUUAACUAAAUUAUGACACAGUUUGUCAAUGUAGAAAGACAAUAAUUGUAAAUACUAGAAGACUCCAGUUUUGGAGCAGUGUGAAAUAAUAAUGCAGACCCAGUGCAAGAUGUUGGUCAAGCUCAAUAGCCUAUAUAUAGAAUCUGUACAAGUGUGGUAACUGGGACCCAGUCAUAUAACUACAGAGCUAGCUGUUACUCAAACUCUUUGCUGACGUUGACAAAAGCCAGAAUAACUUGAAAAAAAUAUUAAGUAAACUGAACCAUACAAAUAUAUGUAGGGACAUUGAAAAUGUACAUCAUACAUUUUAUUUGAACUACAUAUGGUCAAGUGCUCUGACAGUUUUCAGGGCCCCUUAGUCAAGGUUAUCAAAAGAGGUGGCUUUCACAAUACAGUACAGUGCCUGGAAUUGAGGCUAAAUGUGACACUGAAGCAAUUAUAACAGCUUUAGUUUUGUGUGGCAAAUUACUGACAGGCACUGUGUUGUAUCAUGCCAGCCACCUCUUGUCAUGGAUAAAAUGGGUCCUGGUUUUGAACAUGCAUUGUAGCUUUCCAUUACCUCACAUGACAAGAAAUCACAUGAAUUUUAGCAGAUGAAUUCUGAGUUGGAAGCUACAGCACACACAUUAUGGCUUGGAUUUAAUGUUUAACUGCACCAAACGUUGACUUACUUGGAUGGCACUGUUGUCACCAGUGUCUACUACACUUGACAAGUUUUGCUGUGUAAAUUUGCCAUUUUACUAGAUACCUUGCUUGAACUUGCUUGAUGCUCCUUAACUAAUAGAACUAAAAAGCUGCUUUUAAGUCCUGAAACAGAUACAUUAUGUCUUACAAAAUAUUCUAUUGCAUAUUGCUAAACGAUACUGCUAACAAUAUGCAGUUCACAAAUGAAAUGGUACAGUAAUUCAAUUCUGUGCAGGGUUUAAAAUAAAUGUGUUCUUAGGCUGA
This is a messenger RNA of Branchiostoma floridae (Florida lancelet), 6848 nucleotides long. RefSeq lists its product as uncharacterized. NCBI's taxonomy places the organism in Eukaryota, Metazoa, Chordata, Leptocardii, Amphioxiformes, Branchiostomatidae. The record is from RefSeq and is a predicted model, not a curated record. The transcript has 6 exons. Gene Ontology annotation, biological process: signaling. Bases 245 to 3610 code for a protein of 1121 amino acids. Gene Ontology annotation, cellular component: glutamatergic synapse; postsynaptic specialization. Gene Ontology annotation, molecular function: molecular adaptor activity.